AUGGCUGCCGACGUGGGCAGCGGCUGGCCCAUGAGAAGGGCCCUGGAGGAGGGCCCACUAGAAGAAGGGACGUUUCCGUCUUCUGAGGAGAGUGUCGCGUGGCUCAAAGAAGGCCUCAGCGGGCUGCAGCAGACGCCUCCGGACGGAAGGCUGGGGAACGUGUCUCUGUCGCUGGCGGGGAGGGGCCUUGGGCGCCUGGUGCUGCUGUGCGACUUCACCAAACUGCUGGUUCUCGACGUCUCUCACAACAAACUCAGAAGCCUUUACCCCAUUCGCCUGGCUGCCAACCUGGUCCGUCUCCAUGCUCACAAGAACCAAAUUCAAUCCGCCAACGAACUCUCAGCAAACCCCAAGCUGGAGCACGUCGAUCUCAGCAACAACCACAUUGCCGCUCUAGGAGACUGGCAGUUCAACGUCCGUCUGCGUGUGCUGUGUCUCGCCGGCAACCGUAUAGCCUCCUUAAGAGGAGGCAGCUUGGAGAAGAACAGCUUGUUGAGGGAGUUGGACAUAAGUAACAAUGCAGUUGACUCACUCGAGCCUCUCCCCCACCUCAAGUGUCUAGACACUCUAAACGUCAGCAACAAUCAAUUAAGAAGCCUCGAAGGCAUUCAACGAGCCCCCCAUUUGGUGGUCCUUCAUGCUGAGGGCAACAAGUUGCAAUCGCUCGAGCCCCUGGGCCUCGGCAGGAAUGGCCUGUUGCGCGAGCUGUACAUACAGCAGAACAGUAGUCUGGAGCAACCGCUGCAGCUGUCAGCGCUGAAGUCAACCGAGGCCCUCCAGAGCCUGCAAGUGUCUCCAGGGCCGAUUGUCUUCUUCCCUCACUGGCGGCUGCACUGCGUCCACAUGCUACCGCAGCUGCUGCAGAUCGACGGGGUCCCUAUUACCGCAGAAGAGCAGUUCACUGCCGCUGAGGCCUUCGGGGACCUGCUCUACGCACAUCAAAGAGUGUGGGAGGCUCUGAUACCAGACGAGCCUUUUGUUGAUCGCCGGCUCCUGAAGCUGCAUGACUCAACUGCAACAGAUGCCACAAACACUGCGGGAUCUCCACAGACGUGA
Molecule: messenger RNA, 1056 nt
Organism: Eimeria acervulina
Lineage: Eukaryota; Apicomplexa; Conoidasida; Eucoccidiorida; Eimeriidae
Exons: 5
Coding region: 1-1056 (351 amino acids)
Molecular function (GO): protein binding
Source: RefSeq, a predicted model, not a curated record